AAACUUUGACUGAUGAAUAUUUUAGAUAAUUUAUAGCAAGUGUUUGCUUUUAUUGAUAGUACAGUAACUAUAAUUUUGUUGUUGAUGCGUUUCUAUGAUUUCCUGUCUAGCAUUUCUGAUUUAAUUUCUUUACUGAUGAUAACAGGAGACUGUCAGCCAGGGUUUCAUCCCAGCUGGGAAGAUAGACACUUAUUUGCCACACAUGAGAGCUGGUGGCCUUUACAGACUCAACAGUUUUUUCGGUUCUCACAACAAGAAUUUGUAUCGUGUUGCGGAACCAAGUUUCACCGUCACAUUCUCAUCGACUUCUGUCCUCUCUGAUCUAACGGACAGUCCGGUUUGUUUCCUUGAGGACCGGUUCCGGAUCCAUGGAUAUGAGGAGUUCGAUGCUGCCUGCGACUUGAGAGGGGAUCUUUAUGAUUAUGUUGGCCACAUCAAGCUUGUGAAUGGACAGGUUCUAAGUGAUAGUCUCAUGCUAGAUGAUGCCGAGAUAGCUUCAUCACGCCGCGUCUUGCUCCAUGUUCAAACACAUGAUGGUCCGGUGAUGAAGUUGUACCUAUGGGACAAGGCUGCCUCAGAUUUUAGUGAGAAAUUUAAAGCAUCUGGAGGAACCGCACGUGUUGUUUUGGUCACUACUUUAAACCCGAAACGAUUUGGAGGUCCGUAUUAUCAACCUUUUUAA
Molecule: messenger RNA, 682 nt
Organism: Brassica napus (rape)
Lineage: Eukaryota; Viridiplantae; Streptophyta; Magnoliopsida; Brassicales; Brassicaceae
Exons: 3
Coding region: 203-682 (159 amino acids)
Source: RefSeq, a predicted model, not a curated record